Molecule: messenger RNA, 681 nt
Organism: Mirounga angustirostris (Northern elephant seal)
Lineage: Eukaryota; Metazoa; Chordata; Mammalia; Carnivora; Phocidae
Gene: ICOS
Product: inducible T cell costimulator
Exons: 5
Coding region: 52-681 (209 amino acids)
Biological process (GO): T cell tolerance induction; T cell costimulation; cell-cell adhesion
Source: RefSeq, a predicted model, not a curated record
UUCACUAUCAGCUUUGGACACUGGAGAGGGUUGCAUCUGUUUCUGGCAAACAUGAAGUCAGACCUCUGGUAUUUCCUUCUCUUCUGCUUUCAAGUUGAAGCCCUAACAGGAGAAAUCAAUGAUUCUGCCAAGUCUGAGAUGUUUACGUUUCACAAUGGAGGUGUACAAAUUUUAUGCAAAUUCAGUGAUACUGUCUGGCAAUUUAAAAUGGAGUUGCGGAAAGGGACAGAAGUACUCUGUGAUCUCACUAAGACAAAGGAAAGUGGAAACACAGUGUCCAUUAAGAAACCAAAAUUCUGUCAGUCUCAGCUAUCCAAUGAUGGUGUCUCCUUUUUUCUGAACAACUUGGACAGUUCUCACGCUAGCUACUACGCCUGUGAACUGUCAAUCUUUGAUCCUCCUCCUUUUCAAAAAAAGAAUAUUAGCAGAGAAUAUCUGAAUGUUUAUGAAUCACAGACUUGCUGCCAGCUGAAGUUCUGGUUACCCAUAGGAUGUGCAGCUUUUGUUGGAGUCUAUAUUUUUGGAUGCAUAUUUCUUUGUUGGCUUACAAAAAAGAAAUAUCAAUCCAGCGUGCAUGACCCUAACAGCGAGUACAUGUUCAUGGCAGCAGUGAACACAGCCAAAAAACCUGGAUUCACAGGUGUGCCUCAUACUUUGGAACUCUGUGGCACCCAGGCAUGA